AUGGGCCGAGCUCAUUGGUUAAAUAAUGGUGGAAGCUCCAAGCCCAACUCAAUCAAACCCCAAACGCCGCCACUUCUCUUCUGCAGCUGCUUCCCCCUUUCGCUUCCCUGCGAGUCGCUGAAUUACCUUCUAGAUACGCAGAACCGCUGUGAGAUGCGCCAAGCGAUAUGAUAUGAUGGAGCUGAUUCCCCAGAAUGAGAAAAAGGGUGGCCAUUGUCAUCGCUCCAAGUGAGUUUGUCCUCUCUCAGCACUUACUCCGCAAACAACCCUUAACGACAUCCUCCUCCGUCGCUCCUUUGCCCGUAGAACCGGAAGCCUCUUCCGAUCUCUCCUCUCAGCUCCUUUCAAUCCUCUACAAAUCGAAUUGGCAAAACCAUCCCUCUCUUCGAAAGCUUAUUCCCUCCAUAUCCCCAUCCCAUGUCACCUCCAUCUUCGCCAAUCACUCUCUCAAUCCCCAAAUUGCCCUCCAGUUCUUCAACUACCUAGCGCAGAGACCUAGGUUCAAACACACAGUGCAAACGCACUCGUUAUUGUUAAACAUAUUGGUUUCCAAUAAGUUUGUCGGUGUUGCGCAUAAAAUCCGCAUUUCAAUGAUCAAAGCUUCAGAUUCCAUCGAUGAUAUGCGGUUUGUUUUGGAUUUUUUGAGGAGAGUGAAUAAAGCUGAUAAUGAUUUUCAGUUUAAGCAUACUCUUAUGAGUUAUAAUAUUCUGUUAAUGUCGUUAGCCAGAUUUUUAAUGAUUGAUGAAAUGAAGAGUGUGUAUUUGGAGAUGUUGGAUGAUAUGGUAGUGCCUAAUAUAUACACUUUUAAUACAAUGGUUAAUGGGUACUGUAAAUUGGGUAAUGUUGUUGGGGCUGCUUUGUUUGUGAGUAAGAUUUUUCAAGUGGGUUUGAGCCCAGAUACGCAUACAUAUACUUCCUUGAUAUUGGGGCAUUGUAGGAGUAAAGAUGUAAAUAGUGCACUUAAGGUCUUUGAAGAUAUGCCUAGAAAGGGUUGUCAAAGGAAUGCGGUUUCUUAUACAAACCUUGUACAUGGGCUUUGUGAGGCUGGGCGGGUUGAUGAGGCUAUUGUGUUGUUUAGAAAAAUGGGGGAGGAUGAUUGCCAUCCGACUGUGAGGACUUAUACUGCGAUUAUAUGUGCAUUGUGUAAGCUGGGGAGGAAAGAGGAAGUAAUGAUUUUUUUUAAAGAAAUGAGGGAGAUAGGGUGUGAACCAAAUGUACAUACUUACACCGUGCUCAUUGACAGUAUGUGUAAAGAUAAGAGACUUGAUGAAGCAAGAAGGGUGUUAGAUGGGAUGUCGGAGAAAGGAUUGUUUCCAACUGUAGUUACGUAUAAUGCACUCAUUGAUGGAUAUUGCAAGCGGGAGAUGUUGGAGGCUGCAAUGGAAAUUUUGCAGUUGAUGGAAUCCAAUAAUUGUAGUCUAAAUGCUCGCACAUAUAAUGAAUUGAUCUGUGGCUUUUGUAGAAAGAAAGAUGUGCACAGGGCUAUGGCUCUAUUGAAUAAAAUGCUUGAAUAUAAGCUUUCACCAGAUCAGGUGACUUAUAAUACAUUAAUUCAGGGGCAGUGUAGAGCUGGUCAUUUAGAUAGUGCGUAUAGGUUGCUUAAUUUGAUGAAUGGAAAUGGUUUGGUUCCUGAUGAACGAACUUAUGGUAUAUUAAUUGACAGUCUCUGCAAACAAAAGAGGAUAGAAGAAGCUCAUGUUCUAUUCAAUUCUCUUAAGAAAAAAGGCAUUGGACCAAAUGCAAUUCUGUUUACCUCGUUGGUUGAUGGCUAUUGCAAAGUCGGGAAAGCAGGUGAUGCCCAUUUGCUGUUCGAAAGAAUGCUUACUGAGGGCUGCUUACUGAACUCAAGCACUUACAAUGCUAUGAUAGAUGGGCUGUGCAAAGAGAGAAAAGUGCAGGAAGCAUUAAUUCUAGUCGAAAAGAUGGUGAAAAUGGGAGUGAAGCCCACGGUCCACACUUAUACAACCCUCAUCAAUCAAAUGCUGAAGGAAGGUGACUUUGAUCCCGCUCAAAGAAUGUUUAACCAAAUGAUUUGCUCAGGAUGUAAGCCUGAUCUAAAAACUUACACUGCAUUUAUUCAUGCAUAUUGCAGCAUAGGAAAAUUAAAGGAAGCGGAGGAUGUGAUGGCUAAGAUGAUUGAAGAGGGAGUUGUGCCAGAUUCGCUGACGUACACAUUGUUAAUUAAUGCAUAUGGAUGUUUGGGAUUAUUAUGUUCUGCCUUUGGUGUUCUCAAGCGCAUGUUUGAUACUAGUUGCAAGCCUUCUCAACAUACCUAUGCUUUUCUAAUCAAGCACCUCGUGAAAGAACAGGCGAUGAAAUCAACUAUCAAUCCUGUAGAUCCUCUUUUGGUUUCAAAUGCCAGCCACGUUGAUACUGCAGAUACGUGGAAAACAAUGGACUUUGAACUUGCUUUGGAACUCUUUGGGAAAAUGCUUGCACAUGGUUGUUUGCCCAAUGCUGACACUUACAACCAAAUCAUUAAAGGGCUUUGCAAAGUGGGGCGCUUGGAAGUGUCCCAGAGGUUAUUUAAUCAUAUGAAAGAAAAGGGCUUUUCUCCUAAUGAAGAAACUUAUAACUCUCUUCUUCAUUGUUGCUGCAAACUUGGGAUGUAUGCGGACGCAGUGAAGGUGGUGGACGAUAUGGUUCUGCAUGACCAAUUACCACACCUCGAGUCUCUUAAGGUGCUUGUCAGUGAACUUUAUGACGAUGGAAACAGAGAGAAUGCUAAGGCAGUUUUCUGUACUUUGCUUAAUCUGGGGUAUAAUGAUGAUGAGGUAGCUUGGAAAAUUCUAAUUGAAGGCUUACUCAAGAAGGGGCUGGCUCAUUUUUGCUCCGAACUGCUGGGCAUAAUGGAGAAAAGAGGUUGCCGGAUUCACUCUCAAACAUAUGAAAUGUUGAUUAAGGGACUUGAUGGAACAUAAGAUAUUAAAUUGGCAGUUUUUCAAAAUUGCUUUCGUUAACAGGGAAAAGGCUUUCCCACUUGAUUUUCUUGCUAAUUGCGGGGGUCAAUUUCAUACACUUGGAGCACUCGGUUUGUUUGGCACUAGCAGACUAAUUGUGUUGGUUGACACACUCUCAUCAGCCAAUUGUGAGGAGCUGCUGGUUUAAUUAGCUUUGCGCCACAUAAAGCAAAUAUGUUUUUCAGAUCAAUCUAAGAGAACGCUCUGUUUCAAGUUACUGGUGGACUGAGGGAUAGUCUUUUUACCAGUGAGGUACUAGAAGAAGUGAGAGUGAGGAGCCCUUGUGGAAGGGAGAGGUAGCCUUCCUCUUCUGGAGCAAGAAAAGAAUCAGGCAUAACUCUUGAUUCUGAUCAAGAACCUAGUUUGAGACAAGGUGUUGAUCAACUUAGCUUCUCCAACAAUGUAGACAGUCCUCCACCAGGAUUGCAGUGUAUGCAGACAGUGCAAAGAGAUUGCGCUGCAGCCAUUGUGGAUAAUGCAUGUUGGCAAACGGCUUCUGAAGCGGGUUUGGAACUUGAAAGAUAGCUAGAUUAUCUCUUGCCUAGGGACGUGCUUAACGAAGUGGGAGCAAGGAAAUCAUACAAUUCUAAUAGAGAAACCAUUUCACAACGAGCAAAUGUCCUGAUCCGGAUUACUUCUGCCUCAUAGUGGUGUGAUUGCAGGAGUUGAGAAGAGCACAUACAAAAGCCACCACUGAUAGCAAAAGGGAUUUACGUACUCAGGAAUCCAUUCAAAAAAGUACCUAUGAGGGACCUUUAGAAUUGGGAGGAAAAAAACGAUAUUAAUACAAAUACCAUUAUAGAGAGAUCAUGAUUCCUGAACCUGCCUUUGGCUCCGUUGAUGGUGAAGAUGGUAGCAACCUGGCUUGUCUUAGGCAGCUUUCAGGUUCAAAAGUUGAAGUUCAUGAUCGUCAUCUUGGGAAUGGCGAAGGAAAGGUUGUUAUAUCUGGGACAGCUGAUCAGACUCGAAUAGGACACAGCUUGGUUCAUGCCUUUUAUCUUCGGCCAUCGGUGAAUACCAAACCCCUCCCAUAGUGAUUACUGACUGGUAGACGUAGGGGUGAUCAUUCUCAUACUUCUUGCGUAUUCCAUGUAAAGUAAACAGGAAACACAGAAGCCCAUUGUCAACGGAAGAUUAAUUUUCUUUCUAGAGUAAGUUUUACAAACAAAAUUGAAUUAUACACAUACAUGAAACUUUCCCUCCGGUAUGGUCGUAUGGAUCUCUUGAGCAAUGAAAAGGGUCGAGUAACAUGACAUAUGUUACUGAAUGAGAUGAUGGGGAAAUCAGACCGAAACACACUUUGAGGUCUGUUGUCCCGGAGAUUUGAGAGAGCUUUGAUGAUGGAGACCAUUGGUUGCCAGAAAAGGAAUCGAUUGAUUGCAUGCUUAUCAUGUGUUUUCAGUAAGAUGAGAUAUGGUCAUAGAACUGGAAAGGGAGGUAAGCAGAUGCUCAGGCGCAAAGUGGCUCUUUAUGCUUCAUCGCAAACUACAAGGUGGAGCAGAUGAAAUUUUGUCAACCAUAGAUAGAGGCCUAUUUUUGAACCUCUGUGAAUUCAUUUCGGCAAUGGGAUUUUUGCUUUUGUAAGAUCACUAUAUAACACCCAAAUUCAAGCAUCAAGUGAUUAGAAAUGUCUUUCCUUGGCUGGGUUUUAUUAUUUAGCAGUCUUAUA
Molecule: messenger RNA, 4629 nt
Organism: Tripterygium wilfordii
Lineage: Eukaryota; Viridiplantae; Streptophyta; Magnoliopsida; Celastrales; Celastraceae
Product: pentatricopeptide repeat-containing protein At5g65560-like
Exons: 6
Coding region: 195-2921 (908 amino acids)
Molecular function (GO): protein binding
Source: RefSeq, a predicted model, not a curated record